Messenger RNA from Physcomitrium patens, 931 nucleotides. RefSeq names its product ergosterol biosynthetic protein 28. Gene Ontology annotation, cellular component: endoplasmic reticulum; membrane. Gene Ontology annotation, molecular function: protein-macromolecule adaptor activity. The record is from RefSeq and is a predicted model, not a curated record. Lineage: Eukaryota; Viridiplantae; Streptophyta; Bryopsida; Funariales; Funariaceae.
AGAAGUCCGUUUGUCCCUCGCACGUGGUUGGCGAAUUCUUGGGAUCUGCUCCAUUUUCAGGUCCUUCAUGUGAUUCUGCGAACAUUCUCGGACAGGCAGAGAAGUCCAGGAAGUGGGAUUCUCUUCAUUGAGGGAGGUUUUUCUGCGUUUCACGUCGGUGGUUCAGAGAGGAAGAUUACAAUGGAGUCUCUGAGCAUCUGGUUGUUGUUUGUGGGUUUUUGCCGCCUCUCCGCGGUCUACUUCGGCUUCUUCAAUGUGUGGGCGCUUCGCGUCGCUGUCUUCUCUAAGCUCAAAACCAGAUGUGCACGGGCGGACAUUCGGAGUCUGGACCCUAUUGACAUGUCUCCUGUGUGUUAUGACCGCUUUCAACCUCGACAACGAAGCUCUAUACCUCGUGACGUUCCUCUCCUUCGUGUUCGCAUUGGGGUAUUUCUUGAUUGAGUGCUUCAUCUACCAGACCAUGGCAGUCAAGAAUGUGGCGAGCUUGUUUUUCUUCGCAGGGGGUUCUAUCAUAUGGAUGAGCAUAGAGUGGAACAAGCAUCAUGGACUGGGAGUGCAGUAUCAGGAUUGAAUUCUUCUUGGGGUGUUUGCACAGCACCAUUUCGCAUCAGCGUGGCAUUGGUUUAGAAACACAGCCCGGUCUGGUAUGUUUGCAAAAUAGCUUUGAGAAACAGGGUUUGGAUGGGAGUUGGAAUAGGGCUCAGUUUGUUAUAUUUUUUUCAGAUAGUCUCGGAUCAUUUUCUGAGCCAUCCAGUUUAGGUUGUUGUUGUUGUUGUUGUUUUUUUUUUUUUUUUUUUUUUUUGUUUCAACAUCAGGAGUCAAGAGUGAUUGUGUAUUGAUGAAAUGGAAAAAUUCAUUACUAAAAGCCUUGGAGAAAUCUCCAAAGGUGCAACUUUUCAAACUAUGUUUUAUUGCAUUUAUUUAUUUAUUA